Aspergillus puulaauensis is the source of this 720-nucleotide messenger RNA. RefSeq lists its product as uncharacterized. The transcript is spliced from 5 exons. The record is from RefSeq and is a predicted model, not a curated record. Gene Ontology annotation, molecular function: glyoxalase III activity. The coding region runs from base 1 to 720 and encodes 239 amino acids. NCBI's taxonomy places the organism in Eukaryota, Fungi, Ascomycota, Eurotiomycetes, Eurotiales, Aspergillaceae.
AUGGCACCAGUUUCUCGCGCACUCAUCGCCAUCACCUCCGCUCACGCUCCUCUAUAUCCAGGGGGCAAAGAGACCGGCCUCUUCAUCACCGAAGCUCUCCAUCCAUUCCAGGUGUUUCGUCAGGCCGGCUUCGAGGUCGACCUGGUUUCUGAAACGGGAACCUACCAGCCUGACUGGCUCUCGCAGCAGAAGGAUUGGCUGAAUGAUAAAGACCGCGCUGAAUGGGAGGACCACACCAGCGAGUUCCGCUCCAAGCUUGACAAGCUGCUGAAGCCGAGUGAUAUCGAACCUGCUAAGUACGGGCUUUUCUUUGCUUCCGCAGGACACGCGUCUUUGAUUGACUAUCCGGAUGCCAAGGGCCUGCAAGAGAUCGCUUCCCAUAUCUACACUUCAGGCGGUAUCAUUUCAGCGGUCUGUCAUGGCGGGGCUAUCUUCCCCGGCAUCAUUGAUCCCAGUACCAAGAAACCGAUCAUUGAUUCGCGCAGAGUGACGGGCUUCACCACUCGAGGCGAGGAAGAGGAGAACGUUCUCGAUACCAUCAAAAGCUGGAACAGACCGACUAUCGAGGCUACUGCAGCUAGCUGUGGGGCCACAUAUGUCUCUCCCGCCGGACCAUGGGACGCAUUCACUAUUACGGAUGGGCGCAUUGUGACAGGCGCCAAUCCUGCCAGUGCCCAUGUCACUGCCGAGGCCGCUGUGACAGCUUUUGGCAAGCUCUAG